AUGGUUAAAUCCACGCAGAUCGCACGGCUAGAUGGCCUUAUGCUUGCGGCCUCAGUCGACGAUGAGCAGGUACGGAAUAUCGUUUCUGAUGCAAACAAUUUGAAUGAGCCAGUCGAGACCGAACUCUCAGAGGUCAAAUCGCAGGCCAAAAUGAUCUUCAGACGAUUGAACAGGAACUCCGAGCAGCAGGCGAGCAUUGAGUCAGGCCAAUAUACUCUUCACUACAUUAUCAGAGACUCUGUCUGCUUCCUCUGCAUUUGUGACAAAUCCUACCCGCGCAAGCUUGCAUUCACGUACCUGUCCGAUCUUGCCCAGGAAUUCACCACGAUAUACCCUUCUCAACAAUACCUCUCUGCUACCUUACGUCCAUAUGCAUUCGUCGAAUUUGAUACAUUCAUCCAACGGACAAAGAAAACAUAUCAAGACAGCAGAGCAAGCGCAAACUUGGACAAGUUGAAUGAUGAGUUGAAAGAUGUUACCAAAGUCAUGACAAAGAAUAUUGAGGAUCUUCUUUAUCGCGGCGACAGCUUAGAGAGGAUGGGCGAAAUGAGUGGCCGGCUACGAGAAGACAGCAAGAAAUACAGGAAAGCUGCCGUACGGAUAAAUUGGGAACUUAUGCUGAAACAGUACGGUCCGUUCGCUGGUCUGGGACUCAUCAUAAUAAUCUUCUUGUGGUGGCGAUUUUUCUAA
Exophiala aquamarina CBS 119918 is the source of this 690-nucleotide messenger RNA. RefSeq names its product vesicle transporter SEC22. NCBI's taxonomy places the organism in Eukaryota, Fungi, Ascomycota, Eurotiomycetes, Chaetothyriales, Herpotrichiellaceae. Gene Ontology annotation, biological process: vesicle fusion with Golgi apparatus; retrograde vesicle-mediated transport, Golgi to endoplasmic reticulum; endoplasmic reticulum to Golgi vesicle-mediated transport. The record is from RefSeq and is a predicted model, not a curated record. The transcript is spliced from 5 exons. The coding region runs from base 1 to 690 and encodes 229 amino acids. Gene Ontology annotation, molecular function: SNAP receptor activity. Gene Ontology annotation, cellular component: SNARE complex; endoplasmic reticulum-Golgi intermediate compartment; Golgi membrane.